Molecule: messenger RNA, 3786 nt
Organism: Trypanosoma cruzi
Lineage: Eukaryota; Euglenozoa; Kinetoplastea; Trypanosomatida; Trypanosomatidae
Exons: 1
Coding region: 1-3786 (1261 amino acids)
Biological process (GO): positive regulation of D-glucose transmembrane transport; protein localization to plasma membrane; positive regulation of vesicle fusion
Cellular component (GO): plasma membrane
Molecular function (GO): calcium ion binding; calcium-dependent phospholipid binding
Source: RefSeq, a predicted model, not a curated record
AUGGCGACUCUCAAGGUGACGGUGCAUGAGGCCUGGGACCUUCCCAUAAUGGAUCGCACCACCGGCCUUGCUGACCCGUACGUCGUUUUGCGGUUAAAUGACUUGGAGUACACCACAGAGAUUGUGCACAUGUCACGGCAUCCUGUGUGGAACACCGUCUUCCGUAUUGACACGCCCGAUCUUUUUAUUUUGCAGGAGGACCCACUGGAGGUGCGUCUUUACGAUCAUGACAUCAUCAGUCGCGAUGACAUUGUCGGACUUACAUUUAUUGACUGCAACUCCAUGGUGCUGCAGAGCAACCCCUCCAUGAGCGGCUGGUUUCCACUCUUUGACACAAACGCAAAGGGCAUUCGUGGGGAAAUCCGCCUCACGUUAAAAAUAAAAUUUCAUAACGCGGAAAACCCACUUGCACCACGACUUCCAAUACGUUAUGCCCCACAUUUUACCCUGCCCGAUGUCGAUCAAAGAAGCCGUGCGGAGGAUCAUCAAUUAUUGCUCCCGAAUCCGCAACUCGAUAUGUAUCUUGCGGAAGGUUUUGAGCCGUUGCGGGCCACGCGGAUGGAGCAUCCUUCCAUCGCCGCGGAAGAGGAGGGUAUUCUCAUCUUCUCGGCAUGGCGUUUGGACCCUUCCGUGUACCGCGUUGAAUCGGUACUCACCAUGGUGGAGGAGCUCAUUGUGAAGGCAGACCCGGAGCACUCGAAGCUGACUAACCUGCGUAGUACCCGCUCCACGAACGAGGCGCGUAUUAUUCAACUCUACAAACUCAGUGGGAAAGUACGACGUCAAUUGGCUCGUAAAGUUGUGGAGAUGCAGUGCAACGCGGUGCUUGGGUAUGUGGAGAAGUUUGAUAUGGAGUCAAAUGGUAUUAUUGUUCGGGCCUACGGUACUCCAUGCGUCCUCUCCGCAGUUAAGUUUGUGGAUCGAGAGAGGGCGGAGCGCCUCCUGCCGGACAGCACACGGGUGGCCUUGCGAGCCACGGAGAUAUCCUCCGGCUCCAUUACACCAGCGCACGAUCCAUCUGUCACAACGUUGCAUAUGCAGGCUGCGGAAUCGGCGGGCGGUUUGACUGCUGCGGGGGUCGUUUUGGGAUCAGGAAUGACUUUUGCCUCACCGAUGCAACAGCGUACAUCAGCGCCGGAAACUUCAUUUUUGCAGCUCCCAGAAGCCGAGGUCCCUACGCCUCCGCAACUGGCAUCCAAUAACCCCCCUCAAACGUGCUUAUUAUCGCCCGCAGUUUAUCCACAAGUUACCUCCAUGCCUUGUGAUAAUUACCCAAUGACCCUUUCAAAGGCCGAUUAUGGAUUCCCAAGUUUACUUGCACAGCAAACAGCAACAGGGGCACGUUCCAAUGUACUUAUAUUGACACUCAAGGAUCUUCCCUCUGGUAUGAUAGAGCACAUUGGAGGAUACAUUAGCGCACGAUCUGUGAAAAUUGUUGCCAAAAUGAAAUCUAAACAAAUGAUAUCGCAAGAGCGUGAUUCAUGGUGGAUGGAGUUACGGGAGGAACUUAAGGCAAAUGCACGGGCCUUUCAUUGUAACGUCAUUUUGGGAUAUGAAGAAGUUGUCAUGUAUCAUGAGGAUGUGGCUGUAUUAUCGCUCUCUGGAACCGCAGUGGUACUGAACUCGACGAUGCUUCCACUUCGUUGUGGUCCGGAAUAUCUUUACCAAACUGCACGAGGACGUUUUGGCGCACAGAAAAAUUGCUCUAUGUUACAUUUAUUUUAUCCAAAUUUACGCUUAAAAGAUUUUGUUGGAGAAAUGGAAUGUCCUGCGGUUUGUAAUCUCUGCCAUCGCAAAUCCGUACCAGAUGUGCUGCUUGUUUCAUGUACCAUGCCGCAGGAUCUCAUGUGUGAAGAACAACCCCGACUUGUACAUACCGUUGUGUCCAAGGCAAAGAGUGCCGUGCGAGGGGUGGACCUUGCCCUCGCUGUGUCACAGGCACUUCCCUACAUUGAGUACUCCUUGCACAAGCAGUUAAUUUUUCAUCUGAGACUGCAAAAGUUAAAUGCCGUUUUUGGGCUUCGAAUUACGGUUUGCAUCGCCUCGGACACAAUCAUCGGUACACUGACAGGCACUGGCGUUCGUCUUGUGGCCCUUCCAGUACCAUCCUUGCCUCGAUUGAAAUUUAUUGACCCGGCAAUACAACGUAACAAAACCGUCAUGCGCUUGGUGGAACUUGUGGCGCAGCAUACUCGGUUAAAGCGACACCAACAUCGAAAUUUUCCCCCAAUGGGUGCAGAACAUCAGGGAUCUUUCUCAUCGUCACGCUCGUCGUCGGCGGUCCAGAUGGAAGAUUCCAAUCCGUUUGAGACGGCAGGGGGCGAUGGAGAAUUGAGUUCCGAAUCGGGAAGUGAUCAGGGCCCCCACGGAAUCGGUAGGGUCAGCAGAGCAUGUGAUUAUGUUCUCAAAAUUGACGAUGAGGAAGAGGCAGAGAUGAUGCUUGGCAUGAGUGCUGAUUUAACCUUUGAACACAGUUUACUCCUCACAAUACCGUACGUACCGGAAUGGGCCAAUACCUACGGAUCUCAGAAGCGUAUUGUGAUAAACCGUCGUUUUGUAUUUCAGCGAAUACACAAUGAGUCUGUUACUACGGGAAAAAUAAAUGAGUGUUUUGCAAAUGCCAAAAAGGCCUUUGUGCAGGUUGCCUGUCGUGUAGCAAUGCGGUGUUGCCGUUGCCCAUUAGAACGUUUGCAUGUGAUGGGGUUUACCUUUGAUUUCUUCUUUGAACCCAACUCCUGUUCUUUGCAACUGCGAUUGGAGGGUUGCCUGAUGUUGCGCACCACAACACAGCGAGUGCGAUUGAUGGAGUUGGAAGAGAGAUCUUUUAUGGAGUGUAUGCGACGCAUCGAACGGUAUCCACUUCCUGGACCAAUUGUGUACGGGAAUCCCAGUGGUUCAGCGGAUAUACAUCCACCGUCGCAGGACACCAGUACUUUACCUCAUGGAUCACUAGGUAGUGUUCCCACGUUAGAUGGGAACAGGAGCUCUGGCUUUGGGAGCUUUGGCGAUGGUGAAAAAGUCAUGCUGCGGAACAUUGAGCGUCGUAUCUUUGUGAUGAGUAAUGCGCCAUAUGCGCUUCCUUUUGUAUUUGAGCGUCAUGUAUCACCUCCUGUUUUGGGGUCCAGUGAAGGUACGAAUUCUGCACCUUUAACCGCGUCUGACGUUUAUGGUUACUAUAAAGAUAACCGAGCACGUCCCGGAAUGAUGGAGCGGCAAUGGCAAGCGUUAGCCCUACUUGCCUCUACAGCUGUUCGUAAUUUGAUGGAGAAAACGGGUCUGAAUUCAGAUGGAAAGGGAGGUGUUGAUGCUCGUCAUCGUGACGGUGCCAAUUCCCUGAAGUCUACCGGUAGCGGUGGACCGAUAUUGCAUCAGCCAGCGCAGCGACUCCCUAUGGACCUGAAGACGCUUGAAGCAAACGAUUCUAGUAUAAUUUUUACUCCGCUAGAUUUUGUGGCAGGGAGGUCCAUUGCGAGAUAUGUGGGCCGUCUUUCACAGCACUUUAUUCGUGAAGCCUACGAGAUUGACUCUUCUGAAGAUCUUGGUGUUUUCUUUCAGAAGACAGAGUUUGAGAUGCAAUGCCUGGUGCAGGCAAUGGUGUGUCUUAUGGGAGGAAACGCUUUACUGAAGCACUGUGUGACAUAUCAUGAGGUGUGGGAUUCCGAUGGCUCAGGGUGUGCGUUUGUGUUUGUCACAGUGACGGGAGACGUGGUGCAGACAACCACCCUUCCUUUAGUGACUCUGCUUUUGAGUAAUGGUGGCAGCUAUGAGGAGGGAAGUGACGAUUGA